Fonsecaea erecta is the source of this 1032-nucleotide messenger RNA. RefSeq lists its product as hypothetical. The record is from RefSeq and is a predicted model, not a curated record. Gene Ontology annotation, cellular component: mitochondrion. The coding region runs from base 1 to 1032 and encodes 343 amino acids. NCBI's taxonomy places the organism in Eukaryota, Fungi, Ascomycota, Eurotiomycetes, Chaetothyriales, Herpotrichiellaceae. The transcript has 2 exons.
AUGGCACAUCCCGUGGCCAGAGUCUCAAGCAAGACUCUGAAGCUAUCCUUCCCGACUCCCUCUGGCCAAACCCUUCAGAUCUGCCCUCAAUGCGCGCAUCGUUUACCGUCGGUCUACACUCGCCAGUUCACAACCACACGACGCAGAAAUGCCGCCGCCGGAGUCGCCCAGAGCAUCCCCAACAUCGACUCCAAGCUCCCAAAGCAUGUGUCCAUGAAGAGCCAGAUGAAAAAAGCCAACCGGCAACAGAUCGGCACUGAUCUGGGAAAACUACCCCAGACCUUCGUGCUUCCUGCUGCCACGGACCUUCCGGGCUGGAUGAGCCCCAAUGUGAUGAAGAGAACCAGGAUCCAUUGGCUACAAUUCAAGACUGCUGUCAAAGACUGGUGGAGUUUGGUGGUGUUCCUCAAAUGGGACGUCAAACGAGACCCUCUGACGGGAAAAAAGCUGAGAAAGCCCUUGGAGCUGUCUCAGAGAAACCAGAUUGCGCGGGACCUGCACAGGGAAUUCCACGAAGCCUUGAGUGAGGGCGAUCUGAAGAGACUCCAGGUCAUUUGCUGCGAAGGUCUGAUGGCCCAGGCGAGGACGCGGGUCGAGCAACGGAAAGCUUUGCGACGGAGGAAAGAACCGUGGACGCUCGUGAGCUACUCGGGCAUUCGCUACCCAGCUUGGCUCGAGAGAUGGCCCCUUUCGGGGUUUCUACCGAGGGCAAGCACCAGAGUCGUUUCGGACAGGCUUGCCCCAUUGCCCUUCGCCGAUACCUACCUCCGACAGUGCAUCGUGCGCAUCAGCAGCAUUCAGAACUAUCUGCUCGCCGACAGUGACAAGGACGUUAUGCUGAAGCACGUCGAUUAUGUGGUUAUACAAAAAAUGACGACGAAGGGCGAGGAGGGACCGUGGAAGAUCUGGGGUCUGACGGAACCAACCACCAUGAAGGAGAUUGACGGGUUGCUUGAGGGCAAAGGACAAGAAUCGGGGACAACCCUUGCGGAGAGGAUACGGGACAAGAUAUCCGGUAUUGCAGGCGUCUAG